This is a messenger RNA of Closterium sp. Naga37s-1, 2463 nucleotides long. Lineage: Eukaryota; Viridiplantae; Streptophyta; Zygnematophyceae; Desmidiales; Closteriaceae. The record is from the annotation of a GenBank genome assembly.
AUGGCGGAGACCUUAAUGUACCCCUCCGCAUGGUGCGCGCCCGCGGGGUACAUCCCGCGCAGGGGCGGAGGGGGACCCCGCGCUGCUGUGGGGGGAGGCGGAGAGGCGGUUUGGGCGGGGGGUGGAGCGGAGGGAGGGGAGGGAGCGGGAAAGGGAGAAGGAGAGGGGGUGGGGGAGGAGGAGGAGGAGGAGGAGGAGGAGGAGGAGGAGGAGGAGGAGGAGGAGGAGGAGGAGGAGGAGGAGGAGGAGGAGGAGGAGGAGGCAGGGGGUGGUGGUUGCUUCCAGGCUACAAUGGCGGCACGUCCUCGUUGCCUGCCAUGCCACGUCGCACGCCUCGUCGCAUGCGUCGCGAAAAACAGUCCAUCCACGCUCCCGCCCCAAAUUCUGAUCCCUCGACGCGCAUCUCCCCCGUACGCAGCCAUGCUUCUCGCGACGCUGAUUGCCGCCCAGGGACCAUGCAAUGGGAUUGCUGGGGAGGGGGCAAACGAAACGGAUGUUCUAUUCAAGGGCGAAUCAGAUGCCACGGUCCACGAGCACCGCCAUCGCCCCCACAACAAUGGCGAACCUCCGGGAACGAUCUUUUCACAAGUGGAAGACAUCCAUGCGACGGCGACUGUGGCGGCAGAUAUUGACAAUGAGGGGGAAGAGGAUGGCGGUAUUCCGCUCAGCGCGCAGCCCAAGGCGCAGCAGGGCGCGCAGCAGAGCGGUCAGAAGGGCAAGUGGACGGAGCAAGAAGUCUUGAGCGUGCUCCGCGAGGCCUCCGCGGGCAGCGGCCCCGCGCCAGCCGCCGCGCCGCACAGCGCCAGUUUCGGCGCAGCAGCCGCGGCCUUCCGCGAGGCAGGCGCAGGGGCGGCCGCGGCGGGCGGCAGCAGGGGCGGCGGCGGCAGCGGCAACUCAGGCAACGCAGGCGGGGCGGCAGCGGGCGGCGAUGACGGCCCGACGCGCGUGCAGCGGUUUCUGAUGCGGUUGGCGGUGGCGCUACACGCGUACGGCAGUUCUGCCGCCCGCACGGAGUUCCUGAUCGAGCGUGCCGGGCGGCGGCUGGGCGUGGAUGUGAGCGUGGCGGUGCUGCCAGAUUUGAUUUUGCUCGCCUUCAACCGCGUGGUCGGGGACGAUACUGCUGGGCAGCGCACGCACAUGCUCUCCGUCUCCCCUGACAUGGAUCUGGACAAGCUGGGGCGAGUAGAUGAAUUGGCGCGCAGUGUGGGGUUGAGGGAGGCGCACAACCUCAUGGCGGCCUACUGGCAGCUGCGAGCCAUCGCCAACGCCCCGCCCACCUUCUCCCCGCCCAUGCACCUGCUCGCCAUGGCGCUCAUGUCUGCCAGUGCUGCCGUGCUCUUCUUUGGCGGCAACAUGUGGGACGGGCUGGUGGCGGGCGUGCUGGGCUUGCUGGGAGGAGCCUUGGAAUAUUGGGCCAUCUCCAACUCGCAGGCAGUGACGUCUAUCCUCGAGUUCCUCGUGUCAGUGCUAGCAGCCUUCACCGCCAAUCUCCUCGCAUCCACGCUGCUCAGCGGCCGCAUCUGCAUCUUCGCCUCUCUCUUCGGCGCCCUCGUCUGGUUCCUCCCAGGUGUCACACUCACCUUUGGGGUGAACGAGUUGGUAGCACGCACCCAAGUGACAGGCACGGCACGAGUGGCAGCAGCCAUAUUCACGUCCCUGCAGAUCGGAUUCGGCAUCUCCGUGGGCAUGGGGCUCUGCUUCUGGACCGCCUCGCCCACUGCCCUGUCCGACUGCCCUCCCUCCAACCUGCCCCUCUGGACCAACAUUUUCUGGUUCGCCAUGUACGUGGUGGCGAGCAACAUUCGCUGCAAUGCCAGAUUGGACCAGUGGGACGGCAUGACGCUGGUGGCGCUGGUGGGCUACGUGGUAUCAGAGCUCGCCUACCGCACCAUCGGCAACGACACUGCUUCCGUUGUUGCUGCAUUUGCCGUCAGCACGUCAGGCACGCUCUUGUCGCACUUCGCCCAGGAGUUUCCUUUAGCGAUGAAGAUCUCGGGGAUUCAGCUGCUUGUGCCGGGAGGCAUAGGCGUGCGCGGCGUGGCGGCCAUCCUCAACCAGGAUGUGAUGUCGGGCAUCGGGUUUGUCUUUGAGAUGCUCACUGUCGGCCUUGCCAUCACCAUCGGACUCAUUCUCGCGAAUCUUGUGCUGCCCGAGUCCAUGUUUGCGCAUGGUAGCCGCCCGCAUCAUAAUAAAAGGAGGCUUGCGGCGGAUUUGCGGGCAGAUUCUAUGGCACAUGGUGGGAUUGGAGGUCGGUUGGAUGGGGCGAGGGGGAGGGAUGAGGUGAUAGGGAGAGGGUUUGGUGCGGAUUCUGAUGGGGGUGGUGGUGGUGGUGGUGGGGUUAGGGGAGUGUUGGCUGGAGUGCUGGGUUUGGCUGGGUUGAGGAACCGGGGGAAUGGGGAGGACAGAUUAGCUUCUGCGUUUCUGCCCCAGGUGAAAGAAGAGGAGGAUUCGGUAGCAUUUUGA